AUGGAGGUUGAUAAUCAAAAGACAGAGCAUGAAAAUGAGGUAUCACAAGAACAUAAUAGUGCUGGAGAAGUCUUAUCUCGACAGGAAAAUAGUGAACGGAAGGACGAUGAUGAAGAAGAAGAGGAGGAAGAAGAGGAAGACAAAAUAGUAGAAAAAUCACACAACAGCCGUUUUCACAAGCGAAACAAGCGUUUCCCAAAGCAAAUAGAGGGUGUCGACAAUGCGUUUGUGGCAAUAGAACCUAAAUCAGGAAAGGAGGUUAUAUGGAAUGAAUGUAUUUUACCAGAGAAAAAGACAGACAAAGAAGUAGCUGACACUUUCAAUCUCUAA
Heterobilharzia americana is the source of this 330-nucleotide messenger RNA. Lineage: Eukaryota; Metazoa; Platyhelminthes; Trematoda; Strigeidida; Schistosomatidae. The record is from the annotation of a GenBank genome assembly.